GUCUUGUGACGUACCACGGCGACUGCUGCGGUGACUUUCAUCAUAUUUUGCACUUCUUUUUCAGUCUACAUAUCCAAUUUUGGCAACCAGAAGGCGAUACCAAUAGGUCUGUGUGAAGUACAUCGUGAUUAGUAGCCUGAAGUGAGAUAAAGAUGCAAUCCCUGCUGUCAGGCUGUGCCUCCAUCUUGCUGCUAGGGGAGGCAAACUUCUCCUUCUCACUCUCCCUGAGGAAGAUGCUGCCUCCCAGCGUCACCAUGGUAACGUCCUGCUACCAGUCAGAGGAUCGCAUCCCAUCCAAUGACCCUGGUAUCCCGGAGAACAUCGCUCAACUGCAGUCAUUGGGAGCUCGUGUCCUCUACGGGGUCGAUGCCACCCAGCUUGGCCAGUGCUCCUCACUAGAGGGAGCCAUUUAUGAUGCAGUCAUCUUCAACUUUCCCCAUGUUGGUGGCAAAAGUAAUAUUGGAAAAAACAGGGAGCUACUGAAGCAGUUCUUUGAAUGCUGCUUCGACAGGCUUUCACCCUCUGGUCAAGUCUUCCUCACUCUCUGCACCGGCCAGGGAGGAACCCCUGCAGACAAACCACAGAGGAAAUGGGCGGAUUCCUGGCAGGCGGUCGCCAUGGCAGCCUGGGGGUCCUUCAUCCUGACCAGGACGAUGCCAUUUUGUGCCGAGGAUUAUAAGGAGUAUUACUGUACAGGCUACAGGAGUCAAUCCAAGCACUUUCUGACUCAGAAUGCCAUCACCCACGUCUUUGAGAGGAGCAGGGAACUCCUGGAUCAGCCUUGCCCGAUACCCAGAGAACUCACCCUACGUACCGACCAAGAGAUGAGUACUGUACAGUGCCCUACUGAUCUUUGUAGAGUGAUAAACAGGGAUCUUCUGUCAGAACCCCACCAUCCUUUAGCUCUCGUCUCAGCAGAGAUACAUCGCCUGAUCAAUGAGGGCUUUGCAGACACGACUUUUCUUCAAGCUGAAGAGCAGCCUCUAGUGUUGAAUGCAGGAGAGGUUAUCACUACAGGUCAUUUUUCACCUUCUGAGCUCUACCACGUUGAUGUCGUAAGAACUAAACAUAUUCAACAGCAGGAUAGCAGUCAUUGCAGCAACAGGAGCGUUGGUGUACCACAAGGCGCAGUACACAGUACAACUACAGAGCUACACAAACAGCCCCCUCUAUCACCAGAAGAUGUUCAAGGGUUAUUACCAUGUACUUGUGCAGUAACUGCUCUUGGUAAAAUGGUAACAGAUGGUCAAAGCGACAAAGAUUCCAUGAGCGACAGAGGAGAGAAGCAGGAUGGACUGUUGUACUUGGAGGGUCAUUCAAAGCAUGGUAAUACUGGGACAGAGCAGUCCAGUUGUCAGCAUACUGAGGAUUCAGAGUCCAAUGGACCUCAUGUUACAGGGAUUACCAGUGCAGAAGUCCAAAUAAGUCCAUGUUUGUCCAAACACGGCAAGAGCAACUACGUUCUUAGACCGACCCUUCUCAGUCGCGCCCCUGGUAUUUUUCGAAAGGAGGAUCCGCAACCUCUUUAUGCUAGUGGCAGAGUCUUUCGUCGCUGUGGUAUACGUCCAGAGCUUUAUCCUAUUCUGCACCAAUACCUGAUGGUAGUGCCCAUACCCAAAGAUUCUGGGACAUCCUCUGAGGACUUCAAGGAGAAGGUGUCGAGGGUAUCAGCAGGCCUCCUACAAGAAAAGGGACCGGUUUCCAUAGAGGAUUGCCAUAGUUGUCAAGAUGGUUCCAUCAACAAUCGUUCAUCCCUCGUGUUCAAAGUGGAAGGAUCCAAUGAGCCUUCACAAAACACACUCACUAUUGGUGAGUUUGGAAUCUUCCACUCAGAAGGAGGGGGUUACCACUAUUGCAUCUGGAACUUGGACACUAUGGCGAUGGUGAAAUAUAGUGUGGAAGACAUACGUUUAUUCUGGUCUGCCGAUGACCGGAUAGUUGCCCAGUUUUCAAAAUCUGCUGAAAUGUGUUCUGAAUCUCAACCGUUAUUAGAGCAUUCCAUGCAGGUAUACAGUCUCCACCCUCCUACCUACACUUAUGAUGUUAGCUUUUGGCUUCACGAGGACACCUUCGACGAGCUUGACUUUUGCUCCGCGAUCCGAUCAGUGACCUUUGACCUUGUACGGGAAGUUCGCUUUCUUAGCCAAUACAUCAACAGAGAGAUCAGUUACCUCUAUAGAAUUGUGUACCAGUCUUGUGAUCGUGCGCUUACUAAGAAGGCAGUAACACAACUGCAUUUAGAUGUAAGAGAGGCAAUUAAUAAGCGGCUGGGUGUAGAGGCUAGGUGAUAAACAGGAGGGAAUUUUGAGCUGGUUUCGCGAUUAUCAAUAGGUCUUUCACAUCAUUCCUCCAUCUAAGCAUUGGUUAGAUCUAUUAUAUCAUUAUUGCAGUUUACUUUUUAGAGAAAUAUUUGAAUGUACACUGAAUU
Messenger RNA from Strongylocentrotus purpuratus (purple sea urchin), 2428 nucleotides. RefSeq names its product ferredoxin-fold anticodon-binding domain-containing protein 1 homolog (gene fdxacb1). Gene Ontology annotation, molecular function: rRNA (uridine-N3-)-methyltransferase activity. Lineage: Eukaryota; Metazoa; Echinodermata; Echinoidea; Camarodonta; Strongylocentrotidae. The transcript is spliced from 6 exons. Gene Ontology annotation, cellular component: cytoplasm. Gene Ontology annotation, biological process: rRNA base methylation. The coding region runs from base 153 to 2288 and encodes 711 amino acids. The record is from RefSeq and is a predicted model, not a curated record.